This is a messenger RNA of Clarias gariepinus (North African catfish), 2544 nucleotides long. Its product is annotated as mucin-5AC-like. The transcript is spliced from 3 exons. The record is from RefSeq and is a predicted model, not a curated record. The coding region runs from base 11 to 2332 and encodes 773 amino acids. NCBI's taxonomy places the organism in Eukaryota, Metazoa, Chordata, Actinopteri, Siluriformes, Clariidae.
CGAUCGCGCGAUGAUCGUCACGUGGAGGUUCCUGUCCAUCCUGAGUCUGGUGAGUUACACGGAGUCCGAGUGCUUCUCGACGUCCUACUACAGGAACUGCUGGAUCCGGCGCUUCCCGGGACUGCACGUGGACGCGGAGGAGUCUCAGCGCAGAGGCGCGCAGCUGCUGCAGCGUUACCGCGGAGACAGCGCGCAGAACUGCAGCCGAGCCUGCUGCCUCACCUCCAACUUCUCCUGUAACGUGGCUGUGUUUCAUUACAACACCACUCAGGACAGUGUCAAUUGCUUUCACCUCCACUGCCCAACACUGCAAAGCUGUAUACUCCAUCAAAAGGCCAAUGUCAUCCUCUACAAUGUUACCAAAGGUAUGGAUCCCGACCUGUUGAUAUUUGGGAAGUCCAUCCCCACUAAUGUCCAGGUCCUACCUCACUUGGCAUCACUUAACGCCUCUGAUUUGUCUGGAACAGACAAACGUCAGUUCAACCGUCCUCACAUGGAGCCUGGCAACUCAGGCAAUCCUACCGCUCAUGCAAAAAGCCUUAAAACAUCUACUACUCCACCAACAUCAAUCUUUCCCAUUUCUACUCUUCUCACUCCCUCUGAUUAUUCCACACAAGAUAACCAAGACACACUUCCUUCUUUCACAACACAGAGAUCCAUAACUCCGAAGCAGUCAUCUCAACCCAUUUCUACUCCUGACCCCGCCAUAGUUUCUACUACAAAGGCAUCCUCAGCUUCAAGGGGUACCAUGCAACCCCCAUUCGGCUUAACUAACAAGCAAACAAGCUCGAUGUCCCAAACUAAAAUUCCUUCCAGUACUAAGAUAACACCUUCACAAAUAUUCAGCCAGCUCACACCAAGUUCAACAAUCUCGUCCCAAGUAGAUCGCCUUGGAAUUACAACAGCCUAUACUAUUAGCCAAACCACACCCUCAGAGUUGCAAACCUCACCAUUAUUAGCUGGGAGUACAACUUUCAGUACUGGUUAUACCACAACUAUAAGGUCUUCCUCAGGUACUCCACAAAGUAGUACAGAAGAGACUUCCAUGCCUGUCCCCCUAACAAGUACUCUGGAAAGUAGUACAGAAGAGACUACCACGCCUGUUCCCCUAACAAGUACUCUGGAAAGUAGUACAGAAGAGACUUCCACGCCUGUUCCCCUAACAAGUACUCUGGAAAGUAGUACAGAAGAGACUUCCACGCCUGUUCCCCUAACAAGUACUCUGAAAAGUAGUACAGAAGGGACUUCCACGCCUGUUCCCCUAACAAGUACUCUGGAAAGUAGUACAGAAGAGACUUCAACCUUGCUUGUACAACUUACAACUAUUUCUCCAACUAGUACUGGAGAAACUACAACCUUGUCAUCACCUAUCUCAAAUGCUUUGCAAAGUAAGAAGCGAAAGCCUCCAACCACACUUGUCCCUCUCUCAAGUACCGUGUCUGUCCCUGCCUCGGGUAUUUCUCAAAGUAAUACAGAACGAACUGCAACCAUGGCUGUCCCUCUGUCAAGUGCUCUCCAAGGUGGUACAGAAGACACAUGGUCCACGCCUGCCCCUCCUCUGUCAAGCACUCUGCAAAGUAAAGGAGGAAAGACAACAAACACAUCAUUCCCUCUUUCAAGUAUUCUUCAAAGUAAUAAAGGAGAGACUACAACCCAUACUACAUUAGCUAUGGACCAGCCAAGCUCUACUAAUGCAUCCUUAGUCUCAAAUCCACUUACAUCAGUCAAAACCACAACAGGAUAUGCAGGUACAACCACAGGACCACAAGUGAUAACUGAUAGUUCCAACUCUCGGUCCCAUAAUCAACCGAUAAAUACCCAAACAUUAUCACCUCUGAUAGAAAAAAUUAUUACUCCACCCUCAACAACAGGAGGCCAGUCUCAAGGGUAUACCAACAUUAACUUGUUAACCACUGAUAUUUCUGUGACCACUAUCAGACCAACAACGUUAAAUAAACUUCGCUCAUCUGUAACAGCUUCAGAAACCAACUCGGACCAAAACACCUCCUCAACACCACCCACCGUCAUAGACGACAGCCAGCCAUAUCCAAAUGACACAAAAGGUUACAUUAGCCGUAAUGCUACGACAGGUAACAGUCCACAGUCUGUAAGUGAUGGAGGUUUGCCGCAAGUGUGGCAUUUGGCAGCCAACACCGUCCUGGUAGCCUUGGCAACCUGUGCAGCCUUAGCUUGUGGUUGCUGUUGUUCGGUGUUGAUGGCAGCAAGUUGGAAAGGAAGAAGGAGGAGGAAGGGGAGAUACCAGACUACGCUAAGAGGCAAGAAGGGCUCCAUGCGCCUCAUCAAAUACGUCUUUGUAAGAGAGAGCUCCUGAAUCAGGUUCUUCUGACAUAUCGUCAGAGUUUUCAACAAAUGCCACUUUUGUUCAGCCCUGCCACAUGAUCACAACUACUUUUAACAAAAGACAUUUUGCAAAAAAUACAGAACCCUCAUUACAUUCAGUUGUAUAAAGGAACUAUCCGUGAAGUGCAUUCAUGAAUAUGUGUAUAUUUCUGUUCUGUCACAAAUAAAAUCAAUAUGGCUGCU